This is a messenger RNA of Bipolaris victoriae FI3, 201 nucleotides long. RefSeq lists its product as hypothetical. The record is from RefSeq and is a predicted model, not a curated record. NCBI's taxonomy places the organism in Eukaryota, Fungi, Ascomycota, Dothideomycetes, Pleosporales, Pleosporaceae. The transcript has a single exon. The coding region runs from base 1 to 201 and encodes 66 amino acids.
AUGUGGACAUGGAACGCACGGCAGCCCGCAGCACACGACAGCCAGUGUGCGCAAUGCAAAUGGCACAAGAAAAAAAAUAACCCCUCGGUCGCCAAACCAGCAGUCGUAGCACCAGCGUCAUCAGCAGUCAAGUGUUGGGAAACUGGCAGUGGGCCAAGCCAUCAGAACAACUCAUCGCACGGCUCCGCAGCCCCUUGUUGA